This is a messenger RNA of Maniola jurtina (meadow brown), 2302 nucleotides long. Its product is annotated as epsin-1-like. Lineage: Eukaryota; Metazoa; Arthropoda; Insecta; Lepidoptera; Nymphalidae. The record is from RefSeq and is a predicted model, not a curated record. Bases 743 to 1417 code for a protein of 224 amino acids. The transcript has 2 exons.
CAAAUUUAAUUUCUAAUGCUAUAAUUUUAUUUUAUUUUUACAUUGUGUUUUUAUUGUGUGUUCUACUGUGUUAAAUGUGUGAUUAUACUUGUAAGUAAAAGUGUUUAUACGAAAGCCAGUUGCAUCCUCUGAACAUUUCAUUACUCUAUCAUCAUGGAAACAGCGGCCGUCUCAUCGGUACCUAAAGAAAUUGUGCAAUUAAUCCCUUUGUUUGGUGGUGAUAAAAGACAAUUAAAUCUUUAUUUGCGAAAAUGUCAAUAUGUGAUUGAUCGGUUUAAGGGGAGUGAUGAACAAAAUCUUUACGUUUUUAAUGUUAUAACGAGUCGCUUGAAAGAUGAUGCAGCUGCGCUUCUCUCCGAACGGGAGGACAUUGUUACGUGGUCCGCGUUAAAAGAUUUGUUAAUACAGCAUUUUGGAGACCCGCGCAGCGAAGCUUGCAUAAGUGUUGAGUUAGAGUCAUUGAAAAUUUAUCCGGGUGAAAGUUUCCUCGACUUUUGUAAUAGAAUCCAAACUGUGCGUUCGUUAUUGAUGUCCAAAGUAAAUGCAUGCGACGACUUGGAGAUGAAACGUUCCAAGGCAAUUAUAUAUAAUAACACAGCUCUUAACGUGUUUCUGUAUAAUCUUCCCGAACAUAUGGUUCGAGUUAUUAGACUAAAGGCACCCACUUCCUUAGAAACGGCCUUGAGUAUGGUGCUCGAGGAAGUGAACUUCACGGAACAGUACAAGACGCGUAAUCGUAUGCAUGGUAAUAACCAAUUUACGAGUUCGGGUUCAAGGCCAAUUCAAUUUUAAUAACGCUCAAAUGAAGAUGCCUCAAAUGCAAGGUCAAGGUCAACCACCAAAACCAGUCAUGGGUUAUAGACCCCAAUUAGGUUUUCAGCCACAACAAUUUGGGAUUAGGCCCCCACAUAAACUUGGGUACAUGUCCCCACAACAAUUUGGGUAUAGGCCUCAACAACAAUUUGCGUACAGGCCUCCACAACAAUUUGGGUACAGGCCUCCACAACAAUUCGGGUACAGGCCUCCACAACAGUUUGGGUACCGACCCCCACAACAAUUUGGGUACAAACCCCCGCAGCAAUUUGGGUAUAAACCACCACAACCCCAACAACCAACUAACGACGUAUCCAUGAGGACAUCACAGCCUAAAAUGCAACAAGGUUUUAAGUUAAACGAAUUAACUAUGACUAACGAGGAAGACAACUUACCUUAUGACGAUUAUUAUGGUUAUGACUAUGACGAUCAAGAUAAUGUUUAUGACCCACAGUUAAUGUGUUACCCGGACUAUAAUAUAGAAUGUGAAUAUGCGAACGAACAGACAGAUGAACCAGUUUCCAACAGCAAGCCCACUGACCUUGAAGAAAAUAAUGAAGAAAAUUUUUGCAUAGCAGCCUCGAAGGAAAUAGAGAAAGGAUAGAGAUAAAUUGUGACACGAAACUAAAGUUACCCUACAUAUAUAUCCCUGAAAUUAAUGGUAAAUUCAUGAUAGAUACGGGAAGUACAAGAUCCUUUGUGAGCCCCAGUAUCGCGAACUCAUAUUUCUAUGCAUAUACUUACCAUGAACCAUUCACAGUGACAAGUACACAUGCAUCCAGUUCACAUAACGAAGUAAUUCAGAUUCCUUUAAUGCCAACAUUUAAUUGCAACAAAUCUCAAAAAUUCUACGUGUACAGUGUAGACCCAAAGUACGAUGGUUUGAUAGGCAAUGAUCUCUUAACGCAGCUAGAAGCGGUAAUUGAUUUGAAACAUAAAGAAUUAAAGACUAAAACAGUGACAAUUCCUAUUGUAUAUAACGAUACCGAGUACAUUCUCGAUUUACCAGCGCGCUCUGAAUGUAAAGUAUCAUUACCAACGAAUCAAUAUUCGGGUGAUGCUAUUCUUAAUUUUACUGAAUUUUGUAAGGGUGUAAGAAUGCCAACCGCGUUAGUAAGAUGUGUGAAUGGUUAUGCAAAAACAGUUAUUCAAAACACACUUGAUAAAAAUAUGGCCCUUAAAAUUACAGCUCCAUUUGAGGUAGUAAAGUAUGAAAAUGUAGAGUGUGAGGUUAAUUGUGUGAGUGAUAUAAGUGAAUUGGAGAUGGACCAAUUGUUAUCAGAAAAUUUGAACAAACUUAGACUUGAUCACACCAAUGAGGAAGAACGAGAAAAAAUUUACAGAUUAUGCCAUGAGUAUAAGGAUAUAUUUUACUGUGACAAAAUACCAUUGACCUUUACUAACUUGAUAAAACAUAAAAUCAGGACUAAGAAUGAGGACCCAAUUUAUGUCAAACCAUACCGACAAUCCCCAUUUGUUCAAAAUGAAA